Molecule: messenger RNA, 4219 nt
Organism: Cuscuta epithymum
Lineage: Eukaryota; Viridiplantae; Streptophyta; Magnoliopsida; Solanales; Convolvulaceae
Source: the annotation of a GenBank genome assembly
AAUCAACCCCUCCUUCAUUCUACCCUUCCUCUCACUCUUGUUUUUUUUUACUGCGGCCGGGUCUCAGCCACAUGGCCGGCAAUACCCACCACCGCACUCCAUUCCUCCGGCCGCCGGAGCUUCCUCUUUCCGGAAGUCCGAGGGAUCUGCUGUAAAUCACACCCUAAUAUUUUCCGUUUCACAGUUUCUCCCGGCCACCAUCAACCGAUUGAUUCAACUUGCAAAGUUGGAGUCUUUGAUUCAACUUGUUGUUGCGUAUGAAUGGCAGAAGCUACGGGAGGGAAAGGAUUGCAGGAGGCAGAGAAGAGGAAGGAACAGAGCGUUCCUUUCUAUAAGCUGUUCUGUUUCGCUGAUAGAUAUGAUUGGAUGCUAAUGGGGUUAGGAAGCUUGGGCGCCGUCGUCCAUGGCGUUUCCAUGCCCGUCUUCUUCCUCCUCUUCGGCCAGAUGGUUAAUGGCUUUGGUAAAAAUCAAACCGAUUUUUACAGCAUGACCCACGAAGUCUCUAAGUAUGCUUUAUAUUUCGUGUAUCUUGGGCUGAUCGUUUGUGCAUCAUCCUACGCCGAGAUAGGGUGUUGGAUGUACAGCGGGGAGAGGCAGGCGGGAGAGUGGAGGAAGAGAUAUUUAGAGGCGGUGUUGAAACAGGACGUUGGCUUCUUUGAUACCGACGCUCGAACCGGCGAUGUUGUCUUCAGCAUCUCCACCGACACGCUCCUCGUCCAAGAUGCCAUCAGUGAGAAGGUGGGGAAUUUCAUUCACUACCUAUCUACAUUCUUGGCGGGAUUGGGGGUUGGUUUUGUAUCAGCAUGGAGGUUGGCUCUGCUCAGUGUGGCUGUAAUCCCUGCGAUUGCCUUUGCCGGCGGAUUAUAUGCUUAUACUCUCACCGGUCUCACGUCCAAGAGCAGCCAAUCAUAUGCCAAUGCCGGAAUCAUUGCCGAACAGGCUAUCGCACAAGUUAGAACAGUAUACUCCUAUGUUGGUGAGAGCAAAGCUUUAACUUCAUAUUCAGAUGCAAUACAGAGCACUCUGAAACUUGGGUACAAGGCUGGGAUGGCUAAAGGGUUGGGCUUAGGUUGCACCUAUGGAAUAGCAUGUAUGUCAUGGGCCCUUGUUUUUUGGUAUGCCGGCGUGUUCAUCAGGAAUGGUGACACUGAUGGUGGAAAAGCUUUUACCGCAAUAUUUUCUGCCAUUGUUGGUGGCAUGAGUUUGGGUCAGUCAUUUUCCAACCUUGGGGCCUUUAGCAAAGGGAAAGCAGCCGGAUACAAACUAAUGGAGAUUAUCAAGCAAAAACCGACGAUACUUCAAGAUCCCAUGUGUGGGACAUACCUAACUCGGGUACGUGGAGACAUUGAGUUCAAAGAUGUAACCUUCAGCUACCCUUCAAGAUCUGAUGUCAUUAUCUUUAGAAAUUUCUCCAUUUUCUUCCCUGCCGGAAAGACAGUGGCAGUUGUAGGCGGCAGUGGCUCAGGGAAGAGCACCAUCGUUUCACUAAUAGAAAGAUUCUAUGAUCCUAAUGAAGGUGAAAUAUUAUUAGACAACGUCAACAUAAAGGCCCUGCAGUUGAGUUGGUUGCGAGGUCAGAUUGGAUUGGUGAACCAAGAACCGGCACUAUUUGCGACCACUAUUCUUGAGAAUAUACUAUACGGAAAACCCAAAGCAACCAUGGCUGAAGUUGAGGCGGCUACAUCUGCUGCUAAUGCUCAUACCUUCAUUUCCUUCCUUCCCAAUGGUUACAACACUCAGGUGGGAGAGCAUGGGGUCCAGCUCUCAGGUGGGCAAAAGCAGAGAAUUGCAAUUGCCAGAGCCAUGCUAAAGAACCCAAGGAUCCUACUGCUAGAUGAAGCCACUAGCGCACUUGAUACUGGAUCAGAGAGCAUCGUCCAGGAAGCUCUGGACCGGCUCAUGCUUGGCAGAACCACCAUAGUUGUUGCUCACCGCCUCUCCACAAUCCGAAACGUCGAUUUCAUUGUAGUCAUACAUCAAGGCAGAGUUGUUGAAUCGGGAAGCCACGAAGAACUGUCAGGAAAACCUGGUGGGGCAUAUUCUUCCCUAAUCAGACUACAAGAAGCGGUUGGGACACAUGACCCAUCAACACACCGGUCACGCUCAUCACGUCUAACCCAUUCCUUGUCGACAAAGUCACUGAAUCUCCGGUCCGGCAGUUUGAGAAACCUGAGCUAUUCCUACAGCACCAGCGCUGAUGGUCGGAUAGAAAUGGUAUCGAAUGCUGAGUCUGAGAAGAAGACACGAGCCCCGCAUGGCUACUUCUGUAGGCUACUUAAGCUGAACUCCCCAGAGUGGCCCUACGCGGUUAUGGGAGCCGUCGGGUCAUUGUUGUCCGGUUUUAUUGGUCCGGCCUUUGCCAUAGUUAUGAGUAACAUGAUUGAGGUUUUCUACUACACAAAUCCGGUCACCAUGGAACAGAAAACAAAGGAGUACGCAUUUGUUUACAUCGGGAUAGGGAUUUAUGCAGUGGUCGCUUACUUGAUUCAGCAUUACUUCUUUAGCAUUAUGGGGGAGAAUCUCACCACAAGGGUGAGAAGGAUGAUGCUGGCAGCAAUUUUAAGAAAUGAAGUGGGAUGGUUUGAUGAGGAGGAGAACAAUUCAAGUCUUGUUGCAGCUCACUUGGCCACAGAUGCUGCAGAUGUAAAAUCUGCCAUUGCUGAGAGAAUCUCAGUUAUACUGCAAAACAUGACCUCUCUACUCACCUCCUUCAUUGUUGCAUUUAUUGUGGAAUGGAGGGUCUCCCUACUCAUUCUUGGCACAUUUCCACUCCUAGUCCUUGCUAACUUUGCUCAGCAACUGUCGCUCAAAGGGUUUGCCGGAGAUACGGCAAAAGCACAUGCAAAGACGAGUAUGAUUGCAGGGGAAGGGGUAAGCAACAUCCGGACCGUUGCAGCCUUCAAUGCCCAAGAGAAGAUACUCUCUUUGUUUGCUCACCAACUCAAAGUUCCACAAAGACAAAGCCUAGGGCGCAGCCAAUUGUCAGGACUCUUAUUUGGUCUCUCCCAGCUCGCCCUUUACUCCUCUCAAGCUUUGAUUCUGUGGUACGGGGUUCACCUCGUUGACAAAGGCUUAUCUACAUUCUCAAAGGUCAUCAAAGUCUUUGUAGUCCUUGUCGUGACUGCCUACUCGGUCGCUGAGACGGUCAGCCUGGCUCCCGAGAUAGUUAGGGGAGGUGAGUCUGUUGCCUCCGUGUUUUCCAUCCUCGACCGCCGUACCAUGAUAGACCCUAAUGAUCCUGAUGCGGGUCCAGUUGAGUCAAUCCGAGGCGAUAUCGAGCUGCGCCACAUAGACUUUUCAUACCCAUCACGCCCUGAUGUGUGUGUUUUCAAGGACUUGAACCUCAAGAUCCGUGCCGGUCAAAGUCAAGCCCUCGUUGGGGCUAGCGGUUCAGGUAAGAGUUCGAUCAUUGCUCUAAUAGAACGGUUCUAUGAUCCUACGGUUGGAAAAGUCAUGAUUGAUGGGAGAGAUAUAAAGAGAUUGAACUUGAAGUCACUUAGACUAAAGAUUGGUUUGGUCCAACAAGAGCCGGCACUUUUCGCAGCUAGCAUUUUAGAGAACAUAUCUUAUGGUAAAGAAGGAGCAACGGAAGGAGAGGUGAUGGAAGCCGCCUUGCAGGCAAACAUGCACACAUUCAUAACUACGCUGCCCGAAGGAUACAGAACUCAAGUAGGUGAAAGAGGGGUCCAACUCUCGGGUGGCCAAAAACAGCGGAUUGCCAUCGCCCGAGCAGUUCUCAAGGAUCCGACUAUACUUUUAUUGGAUGAGGCAACGAGUGCCCUAGAUGCAGAGUCUGAGUGUGUCGUACAAGAAGCCCUUGAGAGGCUGAUGAGAGGUAGGACGACCGUUCUUGUUGCCCAUAGGCUGUCAACGAUUAGGAACGUUGAUUAUAUUGGAGUUGUGCAAGACGGUCGUGUAGUCGAGAACGGAAGUCAUUCGGAGCUUAUCACGCGGCCAGAAGGUGCAUAUGCAAGACUUCUUCAACUUCAGAACCAUCAUGUAUGAGGCUAUGAGCCAUGUAAAAGACAUGCAUCUAUUUAAGGUCUCAUUAACAUUAUUUUCUCCCUUCACCGGGGUUUUUACGUAGUUGUAGAUAUCGGAGCACGGAAUCAUAAUCUCAUAUGUACUCUCAUUUGAGCUUCAUCAUUAUUAUACGGAGUAUGAGUUUUUUUCAAAAAUAUUAUUAAAAUAAAAUUUAUUAGCACAAAUAUGAUUAAUA